Messenger RNA from Poecilia latipinna (sailfin molly), 3369 nucleotides. RefSeq names its product janus kinase and microtubule interacting protein 1 (gene jakmip1). Lineage: Eukaryota; Metazoa; Chordata; Actinopteri; Cyprinodontiformes; Poeciliidae. Gene Ontology annotation, molecular function: kinase binding; GABA receptor binding; microtubule binding. The transcript is spliced from 23 exons. The record is from RefSeq and is a predicted model, not a curated record. Bases 697 to 3252 code for a protein of 851 amino acids.
UUCACGCAUGUACACGCGUUCAGUGUCAUCCGUGAACACGCAGUCAGGUGUCGCACCUCUAUCACGCUGCUGGCGACGCCCUCGUGGAUAGGCUGCAGUCACUAACCGUGUUUUACUUAUUUAUUAAUUUGUCGGCCUCGUGGAGAUGUAAUGUAAAGGAACGUGUGACGUAGCUCGAGGACUCCAACGUUUGUGGAGGAAAAUAACGUCCAGCGCGCGAGGGGAGGAGAAGAAGCCAGGCGCUGCUACUGGCUGUGUGUCGCUGGAGGAGAGUGGCUGAAAUACAGUUUUGGUCGUUGUGUUUACGUCUGGACAUGAGUGGAAUUUAUGGAGAAGACGCGUUUGAGCGGAGUAAGCGGUACCGGGCAUCUUAAAAGUGCAUGAAGUGUUUUGAUUCAGAUCUCCGCACCGUAACCCACCCACCCCGGCCAGCCAACCAGCCAGCCAGUCUCCCUCCCUUCCUUCCUGGAUGUAAAAGCAGCGACGCUUCACUAUCAUCCAGCCACUUGUGACCGGGCGCUUAGGACCUCCAUUUCAGAAAGCUCCAACAGCUCCUGGUCACGAUGUAGACGGUGAUGUGGAGAUGAAGAUGAAGAUGCAAGGAUUUGCAGGGAGGAGGAGCAGUGACUGACACUCUCCUCCAUUUCGCCACUUGGUGCACACUUAUGUCUGUCCUGACAGGGCAGCUGGAGUGCUAUGUCAUCAACCACACCCCCAUCGGCCCAACCCUCUAAAAAGGGUAGGAAGCCGGAGAAAUCAGAGGUGAUGGCUGAUUCACCGCAGGCCACCAAUGAGGAACUUAGGAGCAAACUGAUGGACAUUCAGAUCGAACUGCAGCAGGAGCGGGGCAAGGUGUGUAAGCUCCGAGAGCGUCUGCAGGAGCAGCGACAGGCCCGGGAGCUUGAACAACACAAACACGCUGUAGCACUCACUGACCUGCGUGCCAAACUCCACGAAGAAAAGCUACGCGAAAUAUCGUCUGCUCGCGAGGCUCUAGGGCGGCAGCAUGAAACUGAGCUAACCCGGGUGAUCAAGAUCCGGGACACAGAGGUGCAGAGGCUGCAGGGACUUGUAAAUGCACUGAGAGAUGGAGCAGCUGACAAGCUUAAAAACGCCCUUCUCGGAGAGGCUCGGGAGGAGGCGAGGAGAGCUUUUGAUGGGGAGAGGCUAAAGCUUCAGCAGGAGAUUCAGGAGCAAAAAACAGCCAGGAAGCAGGCUGAGGAGGCGUUGGCAAAUGCUCUGCAAGCUGAUAAAGCCAAAGCAGCUGAUCUACGCACAGCCUACCAACAACACCAGGAUGAAGUUCAUCGCAUUAAACGGGACUGCGAGAAAGACAUUCGCAGGCUGAUGGAUGAGUUAAAGGCAAAGGACCGGGUGGUGUGUGCUCUGGAGAGGGAGUUGGGGCUGCAGGCUGGCUAUGCCCAGAAGCUCCAGCUUCAAAAGGAAGCCCUGGAUGAGCAGCUGGGACAGGUACGAGAGGCUGAGAAGUACAACCACGGCAGCCCCAAGCGAGAGGUGGUGCCUGGCCUGGGGGAAAAUCCAGACCUGCUUAAUAACCAGGAGGUGGACGAGCGGGACAUGAGGAGAUUCCAGCUGAAGAUUGCAGAGCUCCACUCAGUCAUUAGGAAGCUGGAGGACAGAAAUGCACUUCUGGCAGAUGAGAGGAAUGAACUACUGAAGCGGGUGCGAGAGGCAGAGAGCCAAAUGAAGCCCAUGUUUGAGAAGAAUAAACGGCUGUCCAAGAAGAACGAUGACCUCUUACAAACGCUACAGCGAAUGGAGGAGAAACUCAAGAACUUGAGUCGAGAGAAUGCAGAGAUGAAGGAAAAGGCUUCUUCCUCUCGACCACCCCCACAGCACCAGACCACUCAGCCUCAGUUAAAGCGACCGAGUUCCUUGACAGACCUUAGUCACGCCCACGAGGAACAGGAAGUGGAGUUCCUCAAGCUGCAGGUUGCUGAGCAACGUGGCAUUAUUGAAGAGCUAACACAGGAACGUGACCGAUUGGUGAUGAGCAAGAAAAACAGACGGAAAGCAACCAAACUGCCCAAAAGGCAUGUUGUGGAGACAUAUUUUGGAUUUGAUGAGGAAUCGAUAGACUCUGAGACCUCAUCACUUAUGUCUUUUAACACUGACCUGACUGAUCGCACACCUGCCACACCUGAGGAAGAUUUAGAAGAGACUGUUUCCCGUGAGGAGUCAGAGCUCCGUUUCCGUCAGCUCACCAGAGAGUAUCAGGCUCUGCAGCGAGCUUAUGCUCUCUUGCAGGAGCAGAGUGGGGGAACUUUAGAUGCUGAAAGGGAGGCCAGAACACGUGAGCAGCUCCAGAUGGAGCUCAGCAGUUGCCAGGCAAAGAUUGUAGACCUGGAGAAGGCCCUGGCAGAGAGUGGACAGGAUUCAAAGUGGGUGGAGGAGAAGCAAUACUUGAUCAGGACCAACCAGGAUCUGCACGAGAAGAUUUGUGCACUGCAGCAGGCUGAGUCUCGGCUGCAGGCUGAAGUUCAGGACGCCAGGGACCAAAAUGAGCUGCUUGAAUUCAGGGUGCUCGAACUGGAAGAGAGGGAACGCAGAUCUCCUGCAUUCAAUCUCCACAUGUCGGCAUUCCCUGAGAAUAGCAACAGUGCCCUGCAGACCUACUGUCACCAGGAAGGAGUGAAGGAUGUAAUCAUUCCCGAGUUGAUGAAAAAGCUGGAUAUUCUGGGAGACAAUGGAAACCUCAGAAAUGAGGAGCAGGUGGCAGUGAUCCAGGCUGGCACCGUGAUCUCGCUCUGUGAAAAGUGGUUGAAGCAGGUAGACAGCACUGAGGCAGCACUGACUCAGAAGAUGAUUGACCUUGAAAACGACAAAGAGUUGUUCAGUAAGCAGAAGGGAUUCCUUGAAGAGGAGCUGGAUUACAGGAAGCAAGCACUGGAUCAGGCUUACAUGAGGAUCGAGGAGCUGGAGGCCACGCUGUAUAGCGCUCUGCAGCAGGAGCAGCCGGCAUGCCAGGCGGUGGCCGAGUCGCUGACAGACAGGCAGAGGGAGGAGCUGAGGCUAGCUGUGGACAAGUUGCGGCGUCAGAUUCUCCGGCAGAGCCGGCAGUAUGACAGUCAGAUCUUACAGGAGCGCAUGGAGCUCCUUCAGCAGGCCCAGCAGAGAAUUAGAGAGUUGGAGGACAGGAUUGACUUGCAAAAGAGACAAAUAAAGGAAAUAGAAGAAAAGUUUUUGUUUCUUUUCCUAUUUUUCUCUUUGGCAUUUAUUCUUUGGCCUUAAUGGAGGUGACCAUGGACACUCGUCAGAUAUUGACUUGCUGUGGAGCAAAGCAAGGAAUCAAAACUUAAUUCUUUUUUAUGUUUUGUUGACAGUUAUAAACUUAUGGCCUUUUUGAUA